Molecule: messenger RNA, 2382 nt
Organism: Heterotrigona itama
Lineage: Eukaryota; Metazoa; Arthropoda; Insecta; Hymenoptera; Apidae
Source: the annotation of a GenBank genome assembly
AUGAUGCCAAUGUCUAAUAUAUUUUGCACAAUAUGUGACACAAAGAUUGAUCCUUCAUCCUCUAUAAAUAUAUUUUCUACAUCUUUCCCUCGUCAAGGGGAAUUGUUAGUAAAUUUCGUAUCACGAGUACUUCGUGUAGCAACUUCUGAAUUACAAAAUCCUUAUAUUUGUUUGCAAUGUUACAAUUUAUUUCAAAUGUUAGAACAAGCGCAAAAAACUGUUUUGAACAUACGUUGUGAGAUUUUGAAGAUAUAUCGUGCUACUGAAAGAAGAAAGAAUAUUAAACAACCAGUAAAUAAUAGUACAAAAUUAAAUAUAGAGUUAGAAAAGGAAACAUUGAACAAUAGUGAUGGAAAUUUUGAAAAAGUAUUGAAUUUACAAAAGAAUACUCAAAUAGAAGAAAUAGUACAAAAACAAUAUGUUCAAAACAAUAUGAUAAAUCAAAAUAUAAAUUGUGCCAUUAACAAUAAAAUUACUAUAAAAUCAAAGAAACACUUAAAAAAAGAAAUGAUUGGCUAUAAUGAAGCAAAUAGCAUAAAGUCAUUUGACUACAAUAAUAUCUAUAAUGAUAUAAAGAAAAAUGAAAUUUUAAAGGAUGAUAUACUUAAUAAUUCAGUGACAUUAACUAAUGACAGCAAUGUAUGUAAUAUCAAUUCACAAGAAAUUGUGCAUACACCAAAAAUUCAUGUUGGAGAAAAAAACUGUAUUUCAUUAUUAAAUUCUGAAAUUGAGUCAAAAAACUCUGCAAAAGCAGAAUCUGCAGAUAAUAAAUUACAAAUAGGAAAUAUUGAUCUUGAAUGGAAGAAAAUGGAUGAAAAUAUUACAGAAAUAAAAGGAAAUACUAAGGAUAUUACAGCAUCAACAGUUGAUCAAGUAAAUAUACCUGUAAAAUCAGUAAAAAUACCAAAGUCUGAUUUAAAAUCAUUAAAAUAUUUUUGUCCUACUUGUGAUAAGAAAUGGAAAACAUCUGCUGAAUUAAAAACACAUAUGAAAACUCAUUCAUCAUUAAGGCCAUAUAUGUGUGAAAAAUGUGGUCAAGCAUAUAAACAUAAACAUGCAUUAGAAAUACAUGUUGGAAUGCAUAAUGGAAUAAAUCCAUUUCAAUGUAAUUUUUGUAACAAGUGCUUUACACAAAAAGGAGCACUUAUGAGGCAUUUACCGAUGCAUACCGGUGAAAUGCCUUAUCAAUGUGAAGUGUGUGGUAAAAGAUUUAUUCACCAUACAUCUUAUAAUAUGCACAGAUUAUCACAUAGUGGUAAAAAAUCUUAUAAGUGUCAAAUGUGUGAUUUAUCUUUGCUUUCAACAUCUCAUUUAAAAAGGCAUAUGAGAGUUCAUACUGGUGAAAAGCCAUAUAGUUGUAUAAUAUGUGGAAAACGUUUUGCAGAACGAUAUAAUUUACUUGCUCAUCAAAAAGUUCAUGGUUCAAUUGAAAAUAAAACAAAAAAAGUUCAAGAAAUACAAUUUCAAUGUAAUCAUUGUAAUUUAAUGUUUGAAGAGAAAAAAAGCUGGAAUGAUCAUAUGAAAUAUCAUUCUAAUAUGAACAAUGAGUCUAACCUUAAACAAUGUACAAUUCUUCAAGUUGAAGAAGAUCAUGAACUACCAAAAAAAACAAAUUUUGAGGAUGGUAUAUUACAAGAAACCUGGAUUCAAAUGAAUCGCUCUAAAUUAGAUAUUAUUGAUAAUCAAACAAGAUUUGUACUUUUACAAAGUCCUUUAUCUCAAAUUGAUGAAAAUUUUGCUGUUACUUUUAAUGAUCAAAAAGUAUCCUUGGAAAGUACAAAUUAUAAUACAAAUUUGCAUGUAAUCAUAGAACCAGAUAUACCACUUUUAAGCAAUAAUCUUCCUUCAAUUGAUAAAAUGCAUAUGCCAUUUUGUACAACCAUUGCCUCUAAGAUCUACUUCUUGUAUUAAACCAGUAAGAUUUAAUAAUUCUAAUAAAUCAUUGAUCCUAUUAAACUUUAAAUCUAUCACACAUUAGUUUCAAGAGAUUUGGUUAAAAAUGAUUUUCCAACUCCUAUUAGUCUGUCAGUAAAAAACCCACAAAAUUCUAAAUCAUCAUAUAUUAUUUCCUUAAGAUUUCUUAAUUUCACAACAGUUACAUUAGAAGAAGAUGAAUGUGAAAUAGCUGAUGUGGAAUCAUCAGAUACAAGUUCCAAAUAUUCAUCUUCUAUAGAUUCCCAGCUCAUAUCAGUAUGUAAUAAUAGAUCUGUAUCAUCAUUUUCAAUAACUACAUCAUCUUUCUUCAUUUGCAAAGAUACAGAAAAUAUAAUUAAACCUUAUUUGAAACGAUUAAAACUGUUGGCAUUCCUAGCAGUUCAAAACUCGCGGUACGAAAGGAGCGACAACUUCUGGUACAAUGUGGUAAUGACUUCCUGUGACUGA